This is a messenger RNA of Paramecium tetraurelia, 225 nucleotides long. RefSeq lists its product as uncharacterized. The transcript has a single exon. The record is from RefSeq and is a predicted model, not a curated record. NCBI's taxonomy places the organism in Eukaryota, Ciliophora, Oligohymenophorea, Peniculida, Parameciidae.
AUGUCUGCCUCCAUUUAAUAUACGGAAUUCUUCUUUUAAGAAUUGAAAACUACUACCUUUAGUGUGCGUGCUGACAGCUACACUUUAGGAGAUUGUUCAUUAAUAUGCUCUCCAGUUCAUUUAGAGUAGGAAUUUCAAUAAAGAGGAUAAACACCGGAAUUAGAUUCAGAAUGGCUGCCAUCAUUCUCAAAAUUUGCAAUUACUAUACAACUUUUCUACUUUUGA